This is a messenger RNA of Centropristis striata (black sea bass), 2290 nucleotides long. RefSeq lists its product as uncharacterized. The record is from RefSeq and is a predicted model, not a curated record. Gene Ontology annotation, molecular function: GTP binding. The transcript is spliced from 2 exons. NCBI's taxonomy places the organism in Eukaryota, Metazoa, Chordata, Actinopteri, Perciformes, Serranidae. The coding region runs from base 108 to 1895 and encodes 595 amino acids.
CCAUGACCUCUUGCUCUCUUACACAGAGAUUAGAUCUGCAGUGCUGAGUGUUUCAGAGACAGACUGUUGGGCCACACUUUCUCCAGACUGAUGUUAGAAACCUGGUGAUGGCGAUGGUUAGAGUUCAGAGGGGUUCAACACAUCAUCGUGCCGGACACACCCACAACGUUGGGAUCUAUAAAGUGAUGUGCUGUUCUCUUUUCUUCACAAUUUAUGACCAGAGACAAAUGACCAGAAACAGCAUGUCAUCCAUUAGCAAGCAGCUGUCCUACAUCGGCUGCGCGGGCAGGAAGUCGGCUUCCUCCUCCACUGAGAUCAGAAUGGUUUUGCUGGGAAAAACUGGCAGUGGAAAAAGCUCCACCGCCAACUCUAUCUUGGCCCGUAAAGUCUUUGAGGCAAAGGUUAGAAGCUCCUCCGUCACCCAACGUUGUCGCACCGUCUUUGGAGAAAUUCGUGGGCGACACCUGACAAUCCUGGACACUCCGGGGCUCCUGGACACUCAACAGACUCAACAAGAGGUGCAGAAGGAGUUGAGGAGGAGUGUUAAUCUCAUGUACCCUGGACCCCAUGUGUUCCUUCUUGUUAUUCAGAUUGGGAGGUUCACUCAGGAGGAGAAGGAGGUGGUGCGGCAGAUCAAACAGGCAAUGGGUUCCCAUACUUUGAGCUUCUCUGUGGUGGUUUUUACUCAUGGAGACCUUCUGGAAGAAGGGACAUCCGUUAAGGAGUGUCUGAUAGACGGGUGCACGGACCUUGCUGAGCUGGUGGCUGCAUGUGGGGGCAGGUACUGCGUCUUCAACAACCAGAGCUCCAAGAACAAGGAGCAGGUGUCUGAGCUGCUUGCCUUAGUGGAUAGCAUAAUGCAAGGAAAUGGAGGAGCGUGCUACUGCAGCAAAAUGCUCCAGAAAGCAGAGGAGGAGCUGGCUCAAGAGCUGCAGGAGGAGAGGAGGCUGCUGAACGAGAAGGAAGAGCUGUUAAAAAGGAAGCAGGAGGCGGCAUUAAAAGAGUUGUUUGAAAGAGAGUUAGAUGUGGUUCAGCAAAAAAACAAGAAGGAGAUGAAGGAGCUAAAGAAACAACAGGAUCUGGAGAAGAAGAAGGAGCUGAAACUGGCACAAGAUCGGGAAGAGGCCUUUAGACAAAAGAUGGAGGAGUAUGACAAGAGGGAGAAGGAAAGGAAGAUACAACAGAUGGUGAAAGAGAUGGAGAUACGUAGAGAGGAGGAGGAGAAGAGGGCCGCUCUUCAAGAAAAGCUUGACAAAGUUUCUAAAAUGCUGGAGGAGCAGUGCGAGCAGGAGAAGAAAAUGAGAAGAGCAAUGGAGGAGAAUAUCCAGAAGGAAAGAGUGGAAAAGGAAAAGAAGGAGAGAGAGAAGGAUUUACAGCAAAUACAGAAAGAACAGGCCAUCAGGCAGAGGGAGGAGAUGAAGAGAGACGCUUUGCAGAAAGAGCUGGAAACACUCACCCGCAGCUUGGAGGAGCAGAGAAGCAAGGAGGAGGACAGGAGAAAGCAAAUGGAGGACCUGCUCCGACGCGAGAGGGAGGAGAACCAGAGAGAAAGAGACAUCCUGAUGGAGAACCAGAGAGCGGAGAAAAGGAGAACAGCGGCUCUCCAGCAGGAUCUUAAACUCAUCAGAAUGAAAGUUGAGCAACACAAAGGAAGUGAGGAAAAUCUCAAGAGACAGCUGGAGGAGAACCGGAGGAGGGAGAGGGAGAAGUAUGACAAAGACAUGUCUAAGUUGAAAAAGCAGUGUGACCAGAAGUGCUCAGAGCUGAGCAACGAGAAUAAGUCUGCAGAGAAUCACAGCAGACUGACGACUGUGACAGGAUAUGUGCAAGAAAUGGGACUGAUGGGUGUGAACGCGGUUUUAGAGAAUGUUGGAACUCCCUGCUGUAUACAGUAAAACAGGAAGAUUUAUACAGUAGAUUUAUUAUUUUACAGGACAAAUACAUUCAUUAUUAAUGCCUUUUUUCAUGCAUUGUGUAACUGUGACCUUUCUUCUACAGAUCACAGUUGUAUACAGGAAUGUUAUGGUAUAACAUGUUGUGACUUUUGAAUUCUAUUAUAAUUAGAUGCAACCAUUGACUCGCAGAAAGGAGAAGAAAGGAAUGUAAUGUGAAAGCCAUUUCAUUUCAACAAAAUGGAUUUAAUUCCAGUGUGUCCUAAAUCAGCAAAUGCGCAAAAAUAGUUCAAACUCUCAAAAAUGAUGGAGAUAAUCUGAUUAUCAAAUCCCCGCCCUCUGCUUUUUGGACUGUCUGUCUCUGUCUCCAUCAUCUAAAUCUGUAUUCAAACAAACCC